ACGCACUGAUGCCUCGCGCCAGAAUCCCAAGCGUCGCACGGGCGCGCUUGGCCUCCGUUCCAUUGCCUUAUCAUCCCCGGGCAAAGAGCUCACCAUUCCUCACCUGUCCAUCAUGUCGGCGCUCGCGAGGUCUGCUCUCCGUGUGCCCCGGGGAGCCGUUCGGGCGCGCCUCGCCUCCCCGCGCCCCAUCCCCCACGCUCCCUCCUUUCCUCGUACCGCCAUCUCACGGCUCUCGACGGCCGCCGCCCCGCCCUCGGGACCGAAGUGGAAUGCUCGUCGACUCCUCAUCGCCACCGCGGUCUCGCUUGUUGCCUUCGGAUCAGCGGGCUGGGGAUGGCACUUCGUCGAGAACCUGGAACGCUCGAGCGCCGGCUCCGAGCUCUCCGACCCCGAGCACAUUGACGGCAUGAGAAGUCCCGCCACGCACCACGACAAUGCCAAGUACCCUGCGGUUUUGCACUCGGCACUGAACGAAUACAAGGCUGCCUUCGACGCGGGUGACUACAGCGCCGCCGAGGCCGUCCUACGUGGCGUGUAUGCCGCUGCUGCGGCGAUGCCCGCGGAGAGCUUUACAGGCAUCCUAGAGGGAGCCGUGGGCAAGCGACGGGUGGCGCAGGAACUGGCCGGCUUGCUUGCCGAGGUCGUGAUUCUGCAGGACCGGGUGGUGGACGCCUGGAUAAUCUUGCGUGACGAGUACGAUGCGCUCGGCGAAGCGCCCUUCACGACAUGGCCCGAGGGGCCGGUGAACACGGCCGACACGUUCCUUGCCGCGCUGUUUUUGGCAAAGCAGCUCGCCCGCAAGGCCAACCUCCAGCUGGAGCUGGAGGAGCCCGAGCCCUUUCCAGCGCCCCCACCCGAAAAGGAGGAGCAGCGGCCCAAGAGCUGGAACGAGGCUGUGAUGUACUACUACUACGCACAGGCGGCGGGUCUGCUCGACCUGGGCCUCGCCCACCUCGCUCCCGAGGACCGGCGGGUGCGCCACGCCUACCGGCCAGCUGAGGAAGGCGAGAGCCUCGAGCUUCUCGAUGUCACACAGACCCCAGCUAGCCAAGAGGAGUCGCGGCAGCACACGGCCACGACACUCCGGCUCCUCGGCGGCGCGCUGCACCGCGACGACCAGCGCGCCCUCGCGGCGCAGUACCUCCAGCUAGCGUACAAGCUGUGCGACCCCGCAUCACCGCUCGCCAACCACCUCACGCUCCUCGGCGCUGCGCUGGCGCAGGAGCAACUCGCCGAGGUCGCUUUCGUCAGCGAGUACCUCCACUCCAAGCGGGCGGGCAAGGUGGCGCGCUUCACCAAGGCCAUCCGCCACUUGCACAGCUGUCUUGCACUCCUCGAGCGCUCCGAGGAGCUUGCGGCGCAGCUUUCUGACGACGAGCGGAGAGGCACUUCUCCGAGCGUGGACAAUGACGAGGCGGAACACGCUGCAGUCGUGACCCCAACGCGGAUGCAGACCUUUUACCACCUUGCCAUGUACGAGGCGGUGAGUCUGUAUGCGGGAAAGACAGCUGACCCCAGGCGGCGGGCAACAUGGACUCGGCGCGUGGGGCGCUCGCAGACCUCAACCACCUCGCGGAGGAGGCCGGCACGCCGAUUCUGUCCGAGCCUCCAGCUCCCGUCGACGGGCGUGGGCGUGACCUCGCUGAAAUGGCCGCUUCGCUGCAGCCGUCGUGGUGGGAUGUCGGCUCGUGGUUCACCAAGCCGAAGAAGCUGGAGACAUCCGAGGCGGCGGGCCUGAUUCCUCCCCCGCGCUGGCAUUGAGAUUUCAGAUGUGUCAAUAGAAGAAUAGACGGAAUGCAAAUGGCGACGAUGCCAAGGCGCUGGGCAGUAUUUGAGUUGAUCAGCGUGCUCGGCCCUGUUCACAAAAGGACGGGGAGAGUUCCAGCGUGGCCUCUGAAACGUC
This is a messenger RNA of Cutaneotrichosporon oleaginosum, 1903 nucleotides long. RefSeq lists its product as uncharacterized. Lineage: Eukaryota; Fungi; Basidiomycota; Tremellomycetes; Trichosporonales; Trichosporonaceae. The record is from RefSeq and is a predicted model, not a curated record.